UAUGAGAUCAUGUGACAUUGAGCUGCGUCAGUUCCUCAACCUAACCCAACCUGAUUUACCUGAAGAGGGUCAUCUAUUCCAUUGUCCUUAUGUAACUCUUGCGAUAGAGGAGGACAAUGCAGCGUUAGAGCGUGUGUUGAAUGCCGCGCACCGCGCGCUACUCAAUAUGGAAGAGGAGGAGGAUAGUGAUACCGUCAAAUCAGCAGAAAACUUAACUGGUUUUUGUAACCUUCUAGCUAACCUGAAGCCUGCUAAGUGUAACGAUUUCCUUGACUCUCUCCAGUACCUUAUAUCGCUGCUCCCCCCGGUGGAAAGCUUGACAGACAGGUCCUCCUACUCGAGAUGUCAGACAUUUCAGCACCACGUGUGGUUGCUACUCUCUACUACACGUGCACUGGUCGCAGCCAGGUACCUGCCCACCUCCCUGGAUACAUACUGGAACAUUCUAGACGAGAGUCUGGGUAGUUUACUGUCCCAGUCCUUCUCUAGGGUCACACAGACUAAGGACUCUGCUCUUACUUUAGUUUCAGAGAAAAGGUCCAUCUUUAGCCCUCCUCAAACAUUUGCAAGUUGUGAGUGUGUUGAAGUGUGCUGGAAGUUCGUUAUCAGUAAGAUAUCUGAGGUGUCAACUGAUCACGUUGCCAGCAAUCUGAGGUUCUGGGACUUAUUCAACAAACAUUUCAACUCUUUAGUGUGCUCGUCAGAUAACACAUCAGGUCUGAUGUGGAUCCUGGAGCAGAUAAUCACCAUGGUAACGAGCACGUGCCCCAACUUGCCUAGCAACUGGAGUAUUGUACAGGAGCUGACUAAACUAAGCUGUGUUAACCCAGCACAUCUAAAACAAACUCUUAUCUCACUAACUAAAAUAGGGGAACUGUGGCCGAGCAACAUUGUUAUUGUUAUGACAUUACAACAACACUUUGCCAGGAGUUUGAACAGUAGAUCCUCUAGUCUGGUACCAGUCCUGUCCCCCCACCAAUACUCCAGAACCUCAGAGAGUAUUGUAAAACUAGACACCCUCACAGAGGACACCAUGUUCCAACAUUUCCUCAGAUUCUACUCCAGGGGGCUGGACAAGAUCCCCGAGGUUAAGAGAGUUACUCUCAUCAGACGACUGUUCCAGUCAGAGAAAUGGGACCACAAGUCUCUAGCGACCAUGUCGGCGGAGAGUCUGCAGAACCUGGGACUACUGGUGGGGUGCUGCUUGUUACUGAUAAAACCGGACAGUUUAACCGCACAAGUUAACAAGAUGUUCGGGUCCCUCAGUGGGGAUAUCAUCUCCAACUCAUCCUCACCUAAUGUGGUAGUUUCUCUCCAGAUAGGAAUGACAUUGUCAGCUGUUGAGGUGGGGUUAGAUAGUCAGCUGCUGCUAGAACAGCUCACCAUCAUGUUGAACAGGAUAUCAGAGGAUUAUGUAAGAGAAAGUGACUCGAGAAAGUGCCAGAUAUUUGGGGUUUUCUCUAAGAUGCUGAAUGAUUUGGAGUGUUUGGCCGGAUCCUGUAAGUUUGAUUCGGUCAUGUUUCUGGGAACCUGGGUCGAGAUGUUUCUCACAGAGGGUGAUCCCCAAAGAUCUGGUAAGGUUUUGAAGUUUUGUCAGUUUGUUAUUGACAAAGCAAAUGUGAACGAUACUUCUGUGGCGAUGGUUAGCAAGUUUGUCGUUAAGCCGAUUCAAAAAUUUAUAAAAUCGAGAAAUCAAGACCUUCAACAAUGUUUUAACAUUGCUGCCGAUGUCUUGGCUAAGUUAUUUUUAAUACUUCAUCAGAAUGAUAACGAAAAACAGAAAAAUAUCCGUUUAGAAAUAUUUUCUAUCGCCACUCCUCCAAACUGUCCGUAUUCUCUAGCUUCAGAGUUUCUGUACAGAACUCUACAGCAAUCAAACAUUACCUCUCACAGUGAUAUUACCUCUCGUCUCAUACUGGACCAUCAGAACGUAAUGGCUAAUGUUGUGUUCACUGUAAUGUGCACUAAUCAUGUGAGACCUCAGGAAUUUAGUAAUGACACUGAUAAGCUUGAGAAAUUCUCUGUUUUAUUGCAAUGUUUAUUCGACUGUCCACAUUUAGCUGGGAUAAAACCAGAGCUGCAAAACUUGAGUCCACAAAAAGAAGGGCUGGUUCUAGAUUUUGUGUCCUUGUUGACGGAUUUUCACCAAAACAUGCCCUUCUCGGACGGACAGCUGUUUAAAAGCUUUGUUUGGAAGAUGUUUGAGAGCGUCCCAGAGACACUUACUACUACAUUAGUAGGACACACUGUGGAUGAUGGCCGGUGUAAGAGAUUGUAUCAGCUGGUUGCUCACAUGUUCCUGAAAAUACCCAACUUGUUAUACAACCCAAGUAGACCCAACUCACCUAUCCUCGUCCUCUUCCAAACAUUCGUCCUGAAACGAGAGCAGCAAAACAAACUGCAAAUGUUCCUAGUUUUACCCAACAUCUUCUGGGGCCUCUCCAGGAUAUCAUACAGAUCGAACAACCUCUUUCUCAAACAUAUAAUGAAGGUGUUUGAUGAAGUAUACGCUCAAGCUGCAAAGAAAGACUGGAGUGCAGGGAAGCAGGACCCGUUUCUCGUAUCACUGUUCACUUCCUCGUUUGCGGAGGAGGUUGAGGACUCUGUUCGCUCCUUCAGGCAGGUCCUGAUGGACCAUAUCAGAGAGCCUGCCUACUGUAAACUCCCUAAUACUCAGGAGGAUAUAGCAGGUCUACUGUACUUCAUUAGCAAGCUGGAACAAUCCACUAAAGAUAGAGCGCUUCUCCUGAGUGAUUUUACUAAACUUUAUCCUUUUCUGUUACAGGUACUGUACUGUUCGUUGAGGGACAAAUCCCGACAACACAUCAAACAUCUUGUUUCUGACAUCUUCAGACACUUCUUCAAACAAACAAACUGGUCAGAAGAUGAUCUGACAUCUGUUACUGCCAACUUUAUAUCCCAGAACGCUAAUGUUGAGGGGGGUCCAGUGUCAUUGGUAGAGACAUUUAAAUGUUUGAUGGAAUUUGGGGCGUUAGAAAUUGUUACUAAUUCUUUAGAAUCGCUUGAAUCUGCAUUGCAUGGAAGAGCAUAUGAUGAAUUUAUUUUACUGAAAGAAGAAGUAUUGAGAUGUCAGUAAUUAUUCUUCCUACCUAUUUUUAACCAUUUAUACAAAUUAAAUUAUUAACUUGUGUAGUGUUUAUGGUAGACACCAAUUUCAAUCCACUAUUAUCGUUCUCAUGUAAUAAUAUUUCACUUUUAUAUAUUACAUUAAAA
Bolinopsis microptera is the source of this 3234-nucleotide messenger RNA. RefSeq lists its product as uncharacterized. The record is from RefSeq and is a predicted model, not a curated record. Lineage: Eukaryota; Metazoa; Ctenophora; Tentaculata; Lobata; Bolinopsidae. The transcript is spliced from 8 exons. Bases 2 to 3097 code for a protein of 1031 amino acids.